Molecule: messenger RNA, 820 nt
Organism: Ceraceosorus guamensis
Lineage: Eukaryota; Fungi; Basidiomycota; Exobasidiomycetes; Ceraceosorales; Ceraceosoraceae
Exons: 1
Coding region: 40-777 (245 amino acids)
Source: RefSeq, a predicted model, not a curated record
CCACGCACCCACUCCCACCAUCACUUUUUUCUGAUUGCAAUGAGCACCACCGUGCGCGCCCUGCUGGAUGAUUUGCGCACCACACGGGGUCCAGCGCGUGUGUCGCGCCUCGCACAUUUCGAUGCGGCGCUUCAAAAUGUCCAUGUGGAUGAUCUGAUCCAGAUCGUCGGUGACCGCGACGGCGACGGCGACCACCACGGCGACCGCGACGACGACGACGCGCACGGCAUCGAUGUUCAACGUCGACUCUUUGCUCGCCUAGCAGCGUCCCCAUCCCUUCCCCUGUCCGCCGCGCACACCAUUCUCGCAGCAGCAUCUCGCACUCGCGCUCGCGCACAUCACGCGGCAGCACACGCUCGACUGCUAUCGUCCCAGCUCAAGGCAUUGUCGGCAUGCGUGCACGCAUCAUCAGCAGAUGCGACGCUCAUCACUUCCCUCGUCGACCUUGCUCUUGCUUGCCUAGCUCUCGGACAGCGUCGCGCGCCCGCUCCGUCUCAUUCCCGCGCGAGUUCCGUGUCCAGCUGGCGGAGCGCGAGCGCGAGCUCGAGCCCAAGCAGAAGCACAAGCACAAGCAGCAGCGGCGGCGGCGGCGGCGGUGGCGGCGGCAGCAGCGCAACGACCGGCUUUCGAGGUGGCAGCCUGGCUUUUAGUGCGUCGGGCGGUGCCUCCGUAGCUUCUUCAGGUGCACCCGCCCACGCACACGCACACGCACACGCACCCCCACCCUCAGCAUCCUCCGCCAGCGAGACCGACGACGAUGCCGUUCGACAAGGGUGAGUCGCGAGCGCGGGCGAGAGCGGGCGAGAGCGGGCGAGAGCGG